UUCUGGACUGUUGAGGAGAGGAGACGUGUGCAUGAAGCUUAUUCAGGUUGCUACGGACUGCCCUUUUUGUUGAGACUGUUUUACAUCUUUCCUGGCAUUGUCCACACUCCAAAGAGCUGUGGAAGGACUUCAGCGGAUACGUUAUUCAGCACAUCCUCAAGUACUUUGUUUUGUCGUGGGAAAAUGUUCAAGUUUGUUUUUAUAGGAGAUCUCGGAGGCUUUUCCCCUUAUAAAGCUAUGGAAUAUUUUGGCGAAAUCUUUUAGUAAAAAGCAGUUAAAAAAAACUCAAUUUCAUUGUUCCCUCAAAGAUGUUGAACAAUAUAUUAAGCUUAUAAACAAAUCUGACAACAAAGAGGCUCUCAAAACAUCAACAAUGUGUUCGGACUUCAACGGGGCGCAGUGAUGACGUAAUAUACAGGCGACUGUUUACUGAGCUGGGGUCACUUGUCGAAGAGACAGCGGCCGCACGUGCGUUCCAAAAAUAGUAGACAGUGAGUUUUUGUUUUUGUCUUGUCACGAAUCACUUUUGACGUCCUACACCUCAGACGCUACCAGGUCAGAAGAGGACACCACAAGGAAGGCAUUAAGGAUUUAAUAAGUUAAAAAAGUGAUGCACACGUACGUCACUUUUUCUUUGUGCCCAACAACACGUAAAACUUCACAGGCGUCAAUCAACAGGCAACGCAAUCAGCGUACUGUCACUGACAAACAAACUAAAACAAGUGAGGAGGUCUGCUGGAAAAUAUGCAAGUUGUGUGAAACAGUGAAGUUCCGAGAAGUCCAUUGUCUUCAUGAAGCGAAGACACGCAGGACAACAAUCAACGUUCAAGGACGCUUUUAAAGAGCUCUGGGCUUGAUGUAAACACGCAAGCAUUCGUACGGCGGACUGGACAUCAAAAUGGCUUCCUGCACGCCAAGUGAGAAUCCUCAAAGAGGUCUGAUGAACAGGAGCGGCAGCUUCUUCAAGCUGAUUGAUGCGUUUGCUCUGGAGAUUGGGGAGUUGAAGAAGGAGAUGGUGCACACCUCUCCAUCAGUGGACCAGCAGCCCGUGGACAUAGAAGGUGAGGUGGGAGGCGUUCACCUGCAGGCUCCCAGCUGUGGCAGGGUGAGGUGUGAAAGGGAUUAUGGGUAUGACUCGCUACGGAGGAGGAUGAGCGUGUUGGACAGACUGAGUCAAACGCACCCCGUUUGGCUGCUGCGUGCGCUCAGUGAAGAAGAGGCCACACACAUCCUGCUCAAACAGCCCCCUGGGGUAUUCCUGGUCAGGAAGUCUCUCUCUCUGCAAAGGAAGGUCCUCUCAGUGCGUCUGAACCAGGAUCAGUCAGGAAGUUCCAUCGGCCACUUCCCUGUCAGAGAAAGCCAGUAUACGUUUUCCCUUGAUGGAUCGGGGAUCAGCUUUGCAGAUAUUUUCCGCCUGGUGGCGUUCCACUGUACAAGCAGGGAUGUGUUGCCCUUCCCGCUCAAACUCCCAGAGGCCAUUGCAUCUGCCAAGACCCAGAAAGACCUUGAGGAGGUCGCUCAACUUGGACCAGGCUUUUGGGGCUCAGCCCUCUGCAGCCAGCAGCACAGCUCCCACCCUCCCUGUCGCCCUUUGAGUCGAACCCUCAGCCCCGAAAGGACGAGCAGGAAUAGUGAGUACAAGGGGUCGCAGCAGAGCCACUGUGAAAGCGCACCGCCCACGUUGCGUCCCCAUGCUCCCUCCACUCCACAUGAGAGAAAGCAUUCCGGUGGUCCUCUCUGCUUCGUCCAUCCACUUUUCCUCCAGACCCGACAGCACCACCAUCGGGAAGAAGACCCGUUAGAGGAUGUGAUAAAGGUGCCUGUGAAGCCAACGAGCAGCAGUCAAGCCAACGAGAUCAAAGUCAACCGCAAUUCACACCCUCCUCCUCGACCACCCCCGCCUCGCUUGAUGCCACGCCGGCGACCCGCCCCACCUCCACCAGGACACCCCACGCCUAUCACCAAACCCAAAAGCAUGCCAGUGGCCAUCCCUGUGACUCCAAGGCAGCAGCAGCAGCAGGGCCCCACCAGGCGUCCGGCCCCCCCUAGACCAACAAUGGGUGGCAAAUACAGCAGCCCAUCCAAAAGUGGCAACCCACCAAUCUCUGUGCCUAAAAACCCACCGCCUCCGAGACCUAAUAAGCCUGAUCUGGAAGCCCAGCGGUGCCACAUUGCCCUGGAUGAUGAGACCAUCGCUCAGGCCUUGUCUCGAGCCAAGCUACCACCUUCCAUCCCUGAUGCUGUUCCACAGGAGCAAAACGGUGGGAGUCCAUCCAUCCGGAACAAGAGAGGGCUUCAACGGCUUAGUGACAUGAGCGUGUCCACGUCUUCCUCGGAUUCACUGGAAUAUUCACAGUCACCAGGAUACAUGGUAGAGGACACCAGCGAGGAGGAGGAGGAGGAUGACGACGCGGAAGAGGAAGUAGAGGAGGAUUACGGGGUGGGUUUAGAGACGGAUUUAGAAAUGCGUCUGCGCCCAUCCUUCAAAUGUCGAAGGCGCAGGGUAGGUGUGAGCCUGAGUGGCGGAUCAUUUAUUCUGCCCCGCGCCUUGAAGGGACGCUUCCGCAAGGUGAGCGGGAUGCUCUCCUCCCUGAUGACCCCAGAGAGACGGGCGGUGAAAAAGAUAGCUGAGCUGUCCCGGGACAAAGGCUCGUAUUUUGGCUCCCUGGUCCAAGACUACAUCGGCUUUGUUCAGGAGAACCGUGGCUGUCACACAUCAGGGAUUGAUUUUCUGCAGACGCUCAGGCAGUUCAUGACACAGAUGAAAGCGUACCUGUGCCAAAGCUCUGAGCUGGACCCUCCGAUAGAGUCCCUCAUCCCUGAACAUCUGAUCGAUCAAGUGCUGGAGAAGUCCAUGCACAAGUGUGUGUUGAAGCCCCUGAAGAGCGUCAUUGAUGUGGCUUUACACGACUUCCAGGUGAACAGUGGAGAAUGGCAGCAGAUGAAGGAGAACCUGGCGCUGGCUAAGACCAAGAGGCCACAGGAGCUGGGCGUGGAUGGUGCCGUGCCCCCUGACCCGGUGGCCAUUAAAAGGAUUCGCCAGAAGUUCCUCAGCAUGAGGAAGAUGUACUCACCUGAGAAGAAGGUGUCGCUGCUGUUACGCGUGUGCAAGCUCAUCUACACCAUCAUGCAGGACAACUCGGGCAGGAUGUACGGUGCUGAUGACUUCCUGCCCAUGUUGACCUACGUGGUGGCGCAGUGUGACAUGCCUCAGCUGGACACAGACAUCCAGUACAUGAUGGAGCUGCUGGAUCCAUAUCUGCUUCAGGGAGAAGGGGGUUACUACCUGACCAGUGCCUACGGAGCCAUGGCCCUCAUCAAGAACUUCCAGGAAGAGCAGGCCGCAAGGGUGCUGAGCUCCGAGACCAGAAACACGCUACACCAGUGGCACCGUCGCCGCACGGCGCAGCGUUCCGCACCGACCGUGGACGACUUUCAGAACUACCUCCGUGUGGCCCUCCAAGAGGUGGACAGCGACUGCACGGCCAAAACUUUGAUGGUCCAUCCGUACACCACCACGGAGGAGGUCUGCUCCCUCUGCGCUUCCAAAUUAAAGGUCCCGCAGCCUGACGACUACGCGCUCUUCCUGGUGACUGAUGGCACCAGUCAGCAGCUGGCCCCUGACACGCACCCACAACAAAUCAAAGCUGAGCUGCACAGUCGACCCCGGGCUAAGACCUUCCAUUUUGUCUACAAAAGACUCCCUCGUGGAAAUCUGUGCAUCUCUGCUGUCACACAUCAUGGAUGAUUUCCUCCUCUUGCCAACGGAUUCUAAAGAGUGGCUGAUGUGCGAGCGUGCGCUGGUGCUUGAUGACGCUUGACUGCAUUUGAAGAGGAAGUGCCGAGUAGGAUGUUGGAAUCUGCAAAGUGAUAGCAUCAGUCUGGUAAUUGUUUAUGUCGUCAUGUCAAGAAGGAAUAUAAGAGGUUGUGUUCACGGGCUGAUUUGCAGGAUGGUUAGUGCGAUGAGUCUACGUGGAGGAGGAAAGGUUUUUGGUUUUUGCAGCAUAAUAUCCCUUUUUGUGUCAUUACCUUUUGCCUUGACUGCUGUGAUUUUAACGGGCCUUCAGUUGGAAUUGUAAAAUACUGUUUGCUACUGUCCUAUUCUACAUAGUGAUGAGCUAGCUUAUAUUGUAGCAUGAAGCACAAACACAUUCACACAGACCGCUUUGUUUCAACUACAAUGUGUUAUUUCUGCAAUUGCUGGUCAAUUGCAACUUGUGUUACUACGGAUAAAUAUUUAGUUUAUAUUCACAUUGUUCCUUCUACAUCUCUAAGGGGGUGAAAAUGUGUGUUCCAAAUAUGAUUUCUGCACUGGACAUAAUACUGAUCUAGUUUGAUUGUAUUUUUACACGUACAGUCAUCCCUCGCCAUUUUGUGCUUUGGAUUCCGUGGUUCCACUCUAUUACCAAUAAUAUAUUCAUGAAUAAACUAUAGCUGGUUGAAUACGAGCUAUUGUUAGUUUUUAAAAAUGCAUUAUAAAGCAAAUUGAACGUGUUUUUGACCAAAUGAAGCAUUUUCAAGCAUAAAAAUGUCUAAAUGAACUAAAAUACAAAUAUAAGGCAUUUAGAAGACGCAUUCAAAGACAUUGUGCCGAUAUGUAGUAUUCUACACUGGUCACUAGGUGUCAGUAAUGUUCCUGUAAUGUUUAGUGAGGCACACAAGCACCAGACUUGAUCGCCGGAACAACAGGCUGAGCUAAAUGAUCUCACAGCAGGCACAAGAAUUCCGAACACGGGCUACUGUUGCGGCCGUAACCCACGCCAACUUAAACUCAACUCUGAACCUCAGACGUCACUUCCUGUCCGCCAAUCAUUCAACUCCCAUAGGGAAAACAUUUACAGCAACACACAAGAGCACGAGUCUUAUUUAUGUCUUAAAUGUCUUAUUUUCUCCUAUUAUGUCUACUAUAUUGGGUAAUAGGAGUGUAAAGGUGACUAUAGGGGUGUUAUUUCAUGUCUAGAGGACUUAAAGAAUAUAUUUACAAGGUCCUGAAUAGGUUUUCUAUGCUCAACUUUCAUUUAUGAAUAAGGAAUCCUACUUGGCAGAAAUUCACUCAUCAAGGGCAUGUCUGUCAACAAUUAACCACAAUAAAUGAGGGAUUGCUGAGGUUUAAAAGGGAUGUGAUACAUUUCAAUUCAAGGACAUUAAACUAUGAAAGUAUUUAGGAGCACAGAAGUGUGAACGUCAAGUCAUUCUUGUGGUUUGCAAAUAAACAGCAAAUGCUGAACUGCAGCUUGAAGGACACCCGUCCGACAUUAAUGUUACUUUUCUAAAUGUACCUGACUGCCAAACACAAUCUGUUCCAUGAUGCUGGUUGAAUUCUAAGUUAUUUCUAAUUCCGGUAUGUUUUUAUAGGACGUACAAUGCUUAUUUUCAAAAGGUCCACAACAGGUUAUUUGAAAACAUGUUUUCAAGAAACAUGCUUAGAAAUGCCAUGAAACAGCCAAACACGUUUAAAUAUACAGUAAAAUAGGUUCAACUGAAAUUUUUAAUCAACUAUUUAAUCGCUAGUUUGUUCUUUGCCAGAAUUGUGUAUUUUACACAUGCAAUGCUUUUAUAUUUAUGAGUUGAGA
Messenger RNA from Dunckerocampus dactyliophorus (ringed pipefish), 5573 nucleotides. RefSeq names its product ras and Rab interactor 2-like. The record is from RefSeq and is a predicted model, not a curated record. Bases 899 to 3748 code for a protein of 949 amino acids. Gene Ontology annotation, biological process: vesicle-mediated transport; signal transduction. The transcript has 14 exons. Gene Ontology annotation, molecular function: small GTPase binding; guanyl-nucleotide exchange factor activity. NCBI's taxonomy places the organism in Eukaryota, Metazoa, Chordata, Actinopteri, Syngnathiformes, Syngnathidae. Gene Ontology annotation, cellular component: endocytic vesicle; cytosol.